AACGGGUGGCUUAGGGUACUUGUCAGCAAAACAACGUUUCCUUCAUCUCGCCCCUGCGAAGCUCUGCAGAAAUUCCAUGCCCAUGGCUACUCACCUUUGCAGUUGCGCCCCACCACCUACCAAAGUUACCAACAGCUCACUGUCUCCUCUACUAAACUAUCAUACUCAUGCACCUAAACAUCUGAGCUUCCUCGUACGGACACCCUCCCACUUUUCGACUCACUCACGGCCGUCUGUUUCAGCUUCUGCUGCUACCACCUCAAUCGAAGUCAAAGACUCAGCGAACUCAGUCAGACCCUCCAAGUCACUGCCUUUCCGUGUGGGCCAUGGGUUUGAUCUCCACCGAUUGGAGCCCGGAUACCCUCUGAUCAUAGGCGGGAUCAAUAUCCCCCAUGAUAGAGGCUGCGAGGCUCAUUCUGAUGGAGACGUGUUACUCCAUUGUGUUGUUGAUGCGAUUUUGGGUGCUUUAGGGCUCCCUGAUAUUGGGCAGAUAUUUCCAGAUUCUGAUCCUAAGUGGAAAGGAGCACCAUCUUCUGUUUUUAUCAAAGAAGCUGUGAGGCUCAUGCAUGAGGCAGGAUAUGAGAUUGGAAACCUGGAUGCCACCUUGAUUCUUCAAAGACCAAAGCUGAGCCCUCACAAGGAGGCUAUCAGAGCCAAUUUGUCUGAGUUGCUGGGAGCAGAUCCAUCAGUCAUCAAUCUGAAAGCAAAAACUCAUGAGAAGGUUGAUAGCCUUGGUGAAAAUCGGAGUAUUGCAGCUCACACGGUUGUCCUUCUGAUGAAGAAGUGAAAUUGUCAAUGUUGUACCAUAUGGAUAUACAAACAGAAACUGAUUAUUUUGGAUGUAAAGAUUAUCUGUGCAAGUAAUCUGUUUCACACAGGUAUAAUAAAAUGAUGGUCUUCGUUGAACAGGUACA
This is a messenger RNA of Carica papaya (papaya), 914 nucleotides long. It is a transcript of the gene ISPF, whose product is annotated as isoprenoid F. Lineage: Eukaryota; Viridiplantae; Streptophyta; Magnoliopsida; Brassicales; Caricaceae. Gene Ontology annotation, molecular function: 2-C-methyl-D-erythritol 2,4-cyclodiphosphate synthase activity. Gene Ontology annotation, biological process: terpenoid biosynthetic process. The record is from RefSeq and is a predicted model, not a curated record.